CCUAAAACCCUGAGAGAGGCCCGUCUAUGUAAAAGCCCACAUUUCAUCUCGACUCCGCCACUGCCUGAGCUGCCAUGGCCGCUCUCAAGCUCCUCCUCUCUCAGGCUCGCCGCCACUCCCUCUCCAGAUCCUCCUCCCUCCUCCUCCGCCCUCCUCCAUCCCUCCAACUCUCCAAAUCACUCUCCUCAGUACCAGAAUCCGAUGAGCCCGAUGAUCCCCGGCGACCGCAGCCCGUACCGAUCCAGUCGGUCUCUUACCCUGCAAAGCCCAAGCAAGAAGAGCCUGCAUCUUCCGAAGCCUCGCCACCACAGGAUGCUCAGCCGCCGGCGCAGUCCCAAAUGCCGUUGGAGGAAUCCCCGGGCUUCCGUAGUCGGUCCCCGUGGUCUCAGGAGGACCUGCGGUACAUGAAGGACGCCGGUCCGAGGAUAGCACCGGUGUCAUACCCGACGCGUGUGGCUCCGUUGCCCGAGGACAAGGCUUCCCGUGAGCAGAAGGAUGAGGAGAUGCAGGACGAGAGGAGGUGGAUAGAGGAAGAUAGACGAGCCGCGGGGAUGCGGAGGAGGAUGUCCUCUAGAAUGUUCGUGGAAGAGGGAGAGGAUGCGCCGCCAUUUCCAACUUUAUUGAAGGUGACGAAGAAUGAGAGUAAGCCUGUCUAUGAUUUAGCCGAGGCAAUCCGGCUCGUCAAGACUAAUGCAAAAGCUAACUUCGACGAAACUGUUGAAGCGCACGUACGGUUGGGCAUCGAACGAAAGCGGAGUGACCUGAUAGUUCGUGGUAGCAUGGUCUUACCACAUGGCGAAGGGAUGAAGGUUUCCAAGAUAGCAUUCCUUGGGGAGGGAACAGACGCCGAGGAAGCUAGAGCUGCUGGAGCUGAUAUUGUUGGUGGCAUUGAACUUGUUGAGGAAAUAGCCAACAGUGGUGGCAAGUUUGAUGUCCAGAAGUGUUUCACUACUCCAGACUUUAUGCGCCACGUCUUAAAGAUAGCGAAGAUUCUUAAACCUCUGGGUUUACUCCCAAAUGCCAAGCAAGGUACUUUGGUCACAGAUGUAAGUCAAGCAGUGAGAGAUGCAAAGAGAAGUAACAUCGAUUUUAAAAUGGAUAAAACAUCAAAUGUUCAUGUGGGACUUGGAAAGGUCAGUCUGCCUGAGGAGUCUUUACGCGAGAAUAUUGGUGCUUUUGUAAAUGCUCUUCUACGUGCAAAGCCUGCUGGGCUGAAGAAAACUUCCAAAUAUGCAGGAUAUGUGAAUGCCUUCCAUAUUUGCAGCACGAUGGGUCCCGGGUAUUCUGUUUCGAUACAGUCACUAUCAAAAGCUGCCGAUCACCACAGCAAGGUCCACCUUAGCUGAUGCAGCAUUCUGGGCUCAACUGUUUGGAUCGACUUGUUGAAGAGAACACUUCUCUGUGCCAGAAUAUGUUGGCUUUUUCCAUUUGCCUCGCAAGGCGGGAAAAAUGGUGUCCGAGGGGUUUUGGCUUAAACCGGGCACUCCUGAAAUUUGACGGGAUGACUUUACGACAGGCUGCAUCGAAGUUGGACUAAAGAAAUUUGUACAAAUGUUGUAUUAGCUGUUGCUCUCUUCUCCAGAGAAUUCUCUUUUUUGAAAAAACGGGAUUCGUGAAUAAUACCUGCCGCUUCUCGCUUCAGAUUUGCCAGAUCUUGAAUCAGUCGGGAUUAAUAGCCAGGAAUUUUCUGGAUUGUGUUUGAUUAUUGUUUGAGGUUAUUCGUCUGUCAUGAAUUUGUUCCUAUGAAGUUUCAAGUA
Messenger RNA from Punica granatum (pomegranate), 1757 nucleotides. The record is from RefSeq and is a predicted model, not a curated record. NCBI's taxonomy places the organism in Eukaryota, Viridiplantae, Streptophyta, Magnoliopsida, Myrtales, Lythraceae.